AUGUACAAACAAGAGCUUCUGGAUUAUCACUCGGAAUCAUCUCAUGAAACCGAAGACGAGUAUAACAAGAAAAAAGUCUAUGAAGUGGUGACAGUCACUGGAGACAUCAGGGGAGCAGGGACCGAUGCCAACGUCUUCGUUACACUCUUCGGUGAAUUUGGCAUCACACCAAAAGUCCAUCUGACCAGCAAGAGCAGUUCUGCCUUUGAAAGAAGCAAAACAGAUGUAUUUCGAGUGAAAACCAAUAACGUUGGAGCCAUCCGGAAAAUAAGAAUUGAGCACGACAACACCGGCAUGAACGCCAGCUGGUAUCUCGACCGUGUGAUUGUGACAGACAUGAACAGGCCCCACCUCCGUUUUUAUUUCCCGUGCAACAAUUGGCUGAGUAAAGACGAAGGGGACGGGCUUUAUGUGAGAGAUCUGAUUGGCAGCCUUAACCCCAUGGAUGUCCCGAAAGUAAACAAAUACGUGGUCCGAGUGUUUACAGGUGAUGUCAAUGGCAGCGGAACAGAUGCUGAUGUUUUCAUUAACAUUUUUGGGCAGAACGGAGAUACAGGAGAGCGCAGGUUGGACAACGACAAGGACAAUUUUGAGAGAGGGUCAGAAGACAAGUUCACCCUUGACGCUCCCAAUCUGGGCAAGCUGAGGAAAAUCACCAUUGGGCAUAACAACAAGGGGAGCUCAGCCGGAUGGUUCCUUGAUAAGGUUAUCAUUGAAGACAUUGGCAACAAGUCAGUGUAUGAGUUCCCAAGCUACCGCUGGUUUGCAUUGGAUGAAGAUGAUGGCAAAAUCCAGCGCGACAUUCUUGUGGGAGGAACAGAGGCAACCGGUAUUGUUUACAACGUGGCAGUGGUCACAGGUGACGUUAGAGGGGCAGGAACCAACUCCAAAAUUCAUAUUGUCCUGCAUGGCUCCAAAGGGCUGAAAAACAGCGGGAAGAUUUUUCUGGAAGGAGGGAAGUUUGAACGGAGCAGGACCGACCUUUUCAAUAUCGAAAUUGCGGCUCUCCUUAGCCCCUUAAGUCGCAUCUCCAUCGGGCACGAUAACGCUGGCAUCAGCUGUGGCUGGUAUUGCGAGAAGGUGGUGGUGUACUGUCCAUUUACUGGAAUCGAACAGACGUUUCCCUGUGGGAAGUGGCUGGAUGAGAACGAAGCGGAUGGCCUGGUGGAACGGGAACUCUACGAAAUGCUGUCACUGCGUCGGAAAAGACUGAAAAAAAAUCCUUGGUCACUGUGGAUCUGGACGAGUGACAUUAAAGGUGCCGGAACAGAUGCUCCCAUUUUUCUCCAGGUUUACGGUGACAAAGGAAAAUCCGAUGAAAUGAAAUUAGAUAAUAACUCCGAUAACUUUGAAGCUGGACAAACGGACAAAUUCAUGAUUGAGCUCCCAGAUCUGGGUACGUUAUUCAAAGUUCGGAUAUGGCACGAGAAACGGAGUCCUUUUUCUGGCUGGCAUCUCAACAAGGUCACUCUUUUGAAAACUCUAACAAAGCAGAAAUACACCUUCAACUGUGGACGUUGGUUAGAUAUCAAUGAGGAUGACAAUGAGAUUGUGCGGGAGCUGGCCGCAGAAGGACCACUGGUGGCCGAAGUGAUGCCAGUAAUCAAGUAUCGACUGACCGUCUGCACCGGGACAGUGAGUGGAAGCGGGACCGAUGCCAAUGUUUUUGCAUGUCUCAUCGGGGAGCACGGAGACACGGGGGACCGGGUGCUCCAGAAUAGUGUGAACACUGUUAAUAAGUUUGAGAAAGGCAGUGCUGACGAAUUCAUCAUUGAAGCAGUCCAUCUGAAGCAGGUGAGCAGGGUGAGAAUAGGGCAUGACGGCAAAGGAGGAAGCAGUGGCUGGUACCUUGCCAAAGUGAUAGUGAGGGAAGAUGGACAACCAGAAAGUGAGGCUCAAGAAUUCCCGUGCUACAGAUGGCUUGAUAAAAAUGAGGACGACGGCCAGAUUGUUCGAGAGUUGGUUCCAGACGGGAGAUCGUCUAUGUUGGAAAAUAUUAGUUAUCACAUCAGUAUUAAGACAGGAGAUGUUCCAGGAGCCAGCUCAGAUUCGAAGGUUUUGAUCAAGCUGUAUGGUGAGAAAGCAGACACCAAAAAGGAACUUCUGCUGGUUUCUGAUAAUGACUUAGGAAAUUACUUUGAACGCAGCCGGAUAGAUAUCUUUACUCUGGAUACAAUGGACAUUGGGAAGAUCCAUCGGAUUCUAAUCGGGCAUGACAACGUGGGCCUCCAGGCAGGCUGGCACCUUGGCAGCGUUCAGAUUAUCAUCCCUGUCCAUGGCAAGAUGUACAACUUCCCAUGCAACCGAUGGCUUGACAAAAACGAAGCUGACGGGAAGGUGGAGAUUGAGGUCUACCCCAGCGAAAUCAUGGAGAUUGAGAAAUUGAUCAAUUACGAGGUCUGUACUGUUACUGGAGAUGUGAGGAACGCAGGCACCAACGCAAAAGUCUUCCUGCAGGUUUACGGUGAGCUGGGUAAAACGGAGGUACUGAUUUUGAAGAACAGAUCCAACAAUCAUGAACGGGGAGCCUUAGAAAAAUUCAAGAUAGGAGCUGUUGACGUUGGCAGAAUCUAUAAGAUCAGAAUUGGCCACGACGGGACAGGCUUCGCAGACGGAUGGUUCCUGGAAAACGCGGUCAUUAAAAAAAUGGUUUAUAAUUUUGUAGCCCAUCGUUGGCUGGCAAGGGAUGAAGAGGAUAAGGAACUGGUGGUGGAGUUGACACCAGAAGAGGGAUCUGAGCUUGAAGCAAACACCUACGAAGUCCAUGUUAUAACUGGGGUGAUAUGGGGAGCUGGUACCGAUGCCAAUGUUUACUUGAGCAUCUACGGUGAAAGGGGAGACACUGGGGAACGUCAUCUGAAGUACUCGAAUCAACUGAACAAGUUUGAAAAGGAACAGGUGGAUGUAUUCACUGUCAAAGCCAUUGACUUGGGAGAACUGAAGAAACUGAGAAUUCGCCAUGAUGAUUCUGGAAGCAAUUCAGCCUGGUUCCUGGAAAGAAUUGAUAUCAUUGACACCAAAGAGGAUAGCAUUUAUUAUUUCCCCUGCCAGAGAUGGUUGGCAGUGGAAGAAGAUGACGGUCAGAUUGCCAGGGAGCUGGUCCCAGUGGCUGAAGCGUUCGUGAUGAAGGGUUCGGAGAACGCAGGCUCUGUGGCAACCCUCGGGCUGGAACAGAAAGCUAAUUCAACUACAUUCACAGUACGAGUGAAAACAGGAGACAAGAAAAACGCUGGGACAGACUCCAAUGUCUUUAUCAUCCUUUACGGAUCGAAAGAUGACACAGGGACAAUCUACCUGAAGGCUUCCAAGACCAACCGGAACAAAUUUGAGCGAGAUAAAGUUGAUGUCUUCACGGUGGAAUGUGUGGACCUUGGAGAUCUGAAGAAGAUCAAGAUUGGCCACGAUAAUACAGGUCAUUCUGAAGGAUGGUUUCUGGACUGGGUUGAGGUGGACGCUUCUUGCCUUGGACUUUGCCUGAAGUUUCCGUGUGGCCGUUGGCUGGAUAAAUCUGAAGACGACGGAGCGACCGAAAGGGUCUUGUUUCCUGCAGAGCUGCAAACGACGACUUACACCCCAUUUGUUCCCUACGAAAUUACUGUUUACACCAGUGACGUUUUUGGAGCAGGUACCGAUGCUGACGUCUUUAUCGUUCUGUACGGGGCUGACGGCGUUUCCACUCAACAGAAGCCCCUGUGCCAAAACAAGAGGGAGCAAAGGAUGUUCUUCAAGAGGAAUUCUAUAAAUCAGUUCAUCGUAGAGCUAGAAGACGUUGGCGACAUCCUUGAAAAAAUCCGGAUUGGGCACGAUGGCUCGGGUAUCAAUUCAGGCUGGCACCUUGACCAAGUGGAGAUACGGAGGCUUUUGCCAAAUGGAAAGGGUUCUGAGAAAACCACAUUUCCAUGUGAAAAAUGGCUAGCAAAAUCUGAAGACGAUGGAGAAAUUAUGAAGGAACUGGUUCCAUCCAGAAUUUUUACUGAAAAACUAAUGAAAGAUGGCACCCUUAAGCAGAUUGAUGAAGAAAUUGAUGACUCACUGGAAAUCUAUUCGUACAAAGUCUCUGUUUUCACGGGUGAUAUUUACGGCGCUGGAACGGAUGCAAAUGUGUUCCUAACCAUCUACGGUGACUUGGGCGACACCGGUGAGAGAAAACUAAGGAAGUCUGAAACAAACACUAACAAGUUUGAAAGAGGACAGGAAGACAUCUUCACAAUGGAAGCCGUCGACCUUGGAACCAUCUGUAAAAUCAAGAUACGCCACGACAACACCCUGCCAAGGCCAGAUUGGUACUUGGAGAAAGUUGAGGUCCUGAAUGAUGCCACUGACAGUGUCUACCUAUUUGAGUGUGAACGUUGGCUGUCAAGGAAGAAGGAGGAUCUGAGCAUUGCGCGAAUCCUUUGGGAAAAAAACUAUGAUCCUGGCUGCCCGAGCGUAGGAAACGCAUCCCUGAACCGAGACAACAACGCCAAUCUAAAGGACAAGAAGACCAACAGCUCUGCACUCGAUGGGUCACUCAUUCCCUACCACAUCCUGCUCAUAACUGGGAAAGAAUACGACUCGAGCACCAGCAGCCGAGUUUUCAUAAUCAUCCUAGGUCCUCAGGAAAACUCCACAGGCCACAUGUGGCUCGAUCUCCCGGAAGGAAAGACCCAAUUUGCGGAGUCUUCUGUGGAGAAAUUCUCUGUUAUGGGAGUAGACGUUGGCGAAGUCAGAAAAAUUGAGAUUGGUCAUGAUGGGGCUACGCCAGAAAGCUCUUGGCUCUUGGAUGAAUUCAGUGUCACAGUGCCAACUAAGGGUGUGAUAUACACUUUUGUUUGCAAAUGCUGGCUGGCUCAGGAUAGGGGAGAUGGUCUCACCUCGCGUGUCUUCAACAUCCUGGAUGCAGAUUGCAUCAAUAUUGGCCUAAAGAUUCUCUAUGAAGUGACUGUAGAGACUGGAGAUUUGUCACAGGCUGGGACGGACACCGGCAUUUUUUUCACAUUCUUUGGAUCCAGUGGGUGUUCAGAAGAGAUUCAGCUGGAAAAAAAUGGAAACAGAUUUGAAAUUGGCCAAAAGGAUACUUUUAUCCUGGAAAUUCCAGAUAUUGCGCCACUUAAGAAGAUGCGAAUAAGGACGGACGGGACAGGAAGCCGCCCUGAUUGGUUUCUGGAACAGGUGACAAUGAAGAAUUUGUCCACUCAAGAAGUUGCCACCUUUACCUACAGUGACUGGCUCUCCAAGCAGUGGGGGGACAAUCUGAGCCUCCAAUGUGAGCUUGCCGCGAUGAUCGACGAUGAGCUGAUGAUGGAAGACACCACGUAUGUUAUUCAGGUGAAAACCAGCAAUAUCAGAGGUGCUGGAACCGAUGCCAAUGUGUCCAUGAUUAUUUGGGGAGAGAAUGGUGACAGUGGGACUUUGGCUUUGAAGGAAUCGAACAAGUCCAACAAGUUUGAAAAGAACCAGCUGGAUGUCUUCUAUUUCCCUGACAUCUUCAGUCUCGGGGAUCUCUGCAAAGUGCGUAUCUGGCAUGACAACAAAGGAAUCGCGCCAGGUUGGCAUCUGGAAUAUAUUGAUAUUGAAGACUCUCUCGUGGACAAAAUUUUCCGUUUCCAGUGCGACCGCUGGCUUGCAAAAGAUGAAGAUGACGGCCAGAUUAUACGGGAACUGGCUUGUGCCAAUAAUGACAUUUUGGAAUUGAAAGAACGAACCUCUUAUGAAAUCCUCACCAUUACCAGCAAUAAGGAGGAUUCGGAGACCAAGGAAAACAUAUCCAUUAUUUUUGAAGGCAAGAGAGGGCGUUCCAAAGAGUUCCUUCUGGAGAACUCCUCCAAAAAGAGAAGAUUCUUAAGAGGAGCAUCGGAUGUAUUCCAGUUUUCUUCAAAAAACGUUGAUGAUAUCGCCGCCAUCUGUGUUGGUCACUGUCCAAAAGACGGGAAGAGACUGAGGGCGAAACCGGACGUAUAUUGGCAUGUUCAGGAAAUCGUCAUUACAGAGAUGGAACUUGGCAACAAGUAUUUCUUCAAAUGUAAUGCAAAAAUUCCACUCCGCGCCAAAAGAGGAGACUACAAGGUUUUCGAGUGUGCCAAGGUGAUAGAAAGUUUCGCCAGCAAAGCUCGGAGUUUGGUGCCCGUCAGAUACGAAGUGAUUGUCGUGACAGGCUCUCAAAAAGGAUCUGGUACCGAUGCCAAUGUCCACAUCACCAUAUUUGGAGCGAACGGGGAUUCGGGCAAGCGGCGCCUAAAGCAGAAAUUCCGCAAUCUCUUUGAACGAGGCAGCACCGAUCGGUUUUACUUGGAAAUUCUCGAACUCGGCGAGUUGAAGAAAGUUCGCGUUGAGCACGACAGCAGUGGACUGUCUCCCGGGUGGUUGGUGGAACGCGUCGAGAUCACCAACUCGGCUACGGGCAUAACUACCAACUUUCCUUGCGGGAAGUGGCUGGAUAAGAAUAAAGGGGACCAGUUAACCUGGAGGGAAUUGUUUCCCAGAAGUUAA
Molecule: messenger RNA, 6468 nt
Organism: Ahaetulla prasina
Lineage: Eukaryota; Metazoa; Chordata; Lepidosauria; Squamata; Colubridae
Gene: LOXHD1
Product: lipoxygenase homology PLAT domains 1
Exons: 42
Coding region: 1-6468 (2155 amino acids)
Molecular function (GO): protein binding
Source: RefSeq, a predicted model, not a curated record